Messenger RNA from Lizanozyma spartinae, 1014 nucleotides. RefSeq names its product protein-arginine omega-N methyltransferase (gene HMT1). NCBI's taxonomy places the organism in Eukaryota, Fungi, Ascomycota, Pichiomycetes, Serinales, Debaryomycetaceae. The record is from RefSeq and is a predicted model, not a curated record. The transcript has a single exon. Gene Ontology annotation, molecular function: protein-arginine N-methyltransferase activity. Gene Ontology annotation, biological process: peptidyl-arginine methylation. Gene Ontology annotation, cellular component: nucleus. Bases 1 to 1014 code for a protein of 337 amino acids.
AUGUCGGCCACAGAAAAAUCAGCGUUACCGUUCUCUGAACAGCAUUACUUUUCAUCGUAUGAUCACUUUGGAAUCCACGAAGAGAUGUUGAAAGACACUUCCAGAACAUUGGCCUAUCGUCAAGCCAUGUUUAAGAACAAAGAUUUGUUCAAGGGAAAGAUUGUGUUGGAUGUUGGAUGUGGAACUGGUAUUCUUUCCAUGUUUGCCGCUAAGGCAGGAGCCAAACACGUAUAUUCUGUUGAUAUGUCUAACAUCAUUGAGAAGGCUCGAGAAAUUGUUAGUCUCAAUGGGUUUGAUGACAAAAUUACCUUGUUACAAGGUAAAUUGGAAGACAUUGAGUUACCAGUUGAUAAGGUUGACAUCAUUGUUUCUGAAUGGAUGGGAUAUUUCUUACUUUAUGAGUCUAUGUUGGAUACAGUUUUAUAUGCUCGUGACAAGUACUUGGCUGAAGGUGGUUUAAUUUUACCUGAUAAAUGUUCUAUGCACAUUGCUGGUAUUGAAGAUGGCCAAUAUAAGGAUGAUAAGGUUCACUUUUGGGAAGACGUUUAUGGAUUUGACUAUUCUCCUUUUAUUGAAGUUGUCAUGGCUGAACCAUUGGUUGAUACUGUUGAGAACAACUCCCUUAUUACCACUGGCAGCAAAUUCUUUGAAUUUGAUAUUAAUACCGUGACUAAGGAAGAAUUGGCUUUCACCAGCAAUUUCCAGGUUGAAGCCAUUGAUAACGAUCUUUGUCAUGCUUACAUUGUUUGGUUUGAAUGUGACUUCCCUGGUAAUGAAAAGGUCCGUUUAUGUACUGGACCAAUGCAUCAAUACACUCAUUGGAAGCAAACUGUGUUUUACAUGGAUCAAGUUUUAGAUUUGAAGAAAGGUGAUCUCAUCAAGGGUUCCAUUUCUUCAAGACCUAACGCUAAAAACCCCAGAGAAAUUGAUAUUGAAAUUUCUUGGGAUAUGCAAGCAUCCACCAAUGAUAAAUCUAGAAACCAAAAUGGUAAAUACAACUACUUCAUGAGAUAA